AGGAGGGUUGACGGUGAGUCUGCUGCUCUCGUCCCUCUCAGACCAUGGGAACAAAACAGACUCACAUCCAUGAAGUCCAGCAGACCAGCUUCCUGCUGCGGGCCGCUCUGCUCUCCAUCCUGCUGUUCGGCCCGCAGUACGUGGCCUCCGAGUCGGACGAGGCGGUCCUGACCGAGUGGGACAUCUGGAAGAGCAGCCAUGGCGUUACCCACGAAGACAUGGACGACAUGCAGAGGAGGGCCAUCUGGGAGGAGAACAAACAGAUGAUUGAAGACAAUAAUCAAGGGUUCUUCAUGGGGAUGAGGCCGUUCGCUAUGGCCAUGAAUAAAUAUGGAGACCUGACGAGACAAGAGUACCAGGUUCUGCAAGGAGCCAUGAUAGACGCCCAGUUCGUGCAGAGAGGGAAGACGGUCUCGGGACGACGACUGCGUAUCAAUGCCAGGAAGUUAGAUGCUUAUUUUGUCGACUACAGGAACAUGGGUUAUGUCACGGAGGUGAAAGACCAGGGUUACUGUGGCUCCUGCUGGGCCUUCAGCACUACGGGAGCCAUCGAGGGACAAAUAUACAAGAGGACAGGUCAGCUUGUGUCUCUGAGUGAACAAAACCUGGUGGACUGCUCCAGAGCUUAUGGUACUUAUGGCUGCAAUGGGGCCUGGAUGGCCAACGCCUUCGACUACGUGGUCAACAACGGGCUGCAGUCGACCAGUGCCUACCCGUACACCUCAGUGGACACCCAGCCCUGUUACUACGACAGCAGACGUGCAGUAGCUCAUAUCAAGGACUACAGGUUCAUACCUAAAGGAGACGAGCAGGCUCUGGCUGACGCCGUGGCAACCAUCGGACCAAUCACAGUAGCUAUUGAUGCAGAUCAUUCAAGCUUCCUGUUCUACAGCUCAGGAAUAUACGAUGAGCCCCUCUGUAACCCGAACAAUCUGAGUCACGCGGUGCUGCUGGUUGGUUACGGCUCUGAAGGAGGCCAAGACUUCUGGAUCAUCAAGAACAGUUGGGGUAGCAGUUGGGGAGAAGGCGGCUACAUGCGAAUGGUCCGAGACGGCAGAAACACGUGUGGAAUCGCGAGCUACGCCUUGUAUCCUAUUCUAUGAUCCUGAUCAGAUGCUUCAGUCGUGUGUUAAUGCUGAACUCUUCCACUGGACCGUCA
Messenger RNA from Sebastes umbrosus (honeycomb rockfish), 1159 nucleotides. It is a transcript of the gene cts12, whose product is annotated as cathepsin 12. Gene Ontology annotation, biological process: immune response. The transcript has 8 exons. Bases 45 to 1103 code for a protein of 352 amino acids. Gene Ontology annotation, cellular component: lysosome. Gene Ontology annotation, molecular function: cysteine-type endopeptidase activity. The record is from RefSeq and is a predicted model, not a curated record. NCBI's taxonomy places the organism in Eukaryota, Metazoa, Chordata, Actinopteri, Perciformes, Sebastidae.